AUGGUUAAGGAGAAGAAAGCGGGGGUAUCGAAAGAUACCUCUGCCAACACAUCGUUCGAUGUUGCGGUGGUGCCAGCAGCGGUACCGCAAGCAACUGCAACAACAUCAGGUCAGGCAUCUGACCAAUGGAUGGAAACAACAACCAACAAAAAAAGAAAAAUCAAAAAACAUAGCCCAAAUAAAGUGGAGAGGGCCAACUCUGCUAAGCGGCGGGACAUGCGGAAGGAAAUGAAGAGUGGUAAAGGAGGAAUUACCACCGAGAGUGAUGCCAAUGUGGUGCCAUCAGCGGUACACAAAUUCACCGCAACAUCAUCAGGCCACCAGUCUGAUAGUCCAUUGACAACAACAAACGUAAAGAGGAAACUUAAGCCUAACCUGGUGGAAAGGAACAAUGCUGCUAAGCGCGGAGCGAUGCGCCAGGGCGUGCAGCAAAAAAAACAAAAAGAGAUGACGUCACAAAGCGAGUCGUCAGACGGUGACAUCGACUACGUCUCCGAAGGUGGAGAGGGGCACUAUAGGUCGCCUAAAAAUAAAAAUAGGUUCUCAAGCCUAGCGCCGCCAGAGCAGCCUAAAGAAAGGGAGAUGGAGGUGCCUGAAGCCCCCAACGACAACGAAGCCGAUGAAGCGGAGCUGGCACAAGUGCUGCAGGCAAAAAAGCAGCAAAUAGAUGCCUACGAGGACCAGCUAAAAAAGCUGAAGGAGGAGAUGGAGCCCCUUCUCAGUGCACUGAGAAACAAAAUUGAAGCGCGCCGACAAAAAGAGGCAGCUGAGAAGGAGGACAAACAAGCACAACGGCUCCUACAACAACAACAGCAGCAACAGGCAAAGCAAAAAAAGCCUGAUACAAGGCAACAAAAACAACAACCACAGCAGCAACAACCAAAGCCCGCUACCAAAAUCACUGGAGCGGAGCAAAAAAUUAAGGCUUUACCAGCAGUGACAGGCUCAAUGAAGGAGGGCCCAUCUACCUCGAGUAAGGCCAAGCAGCAGCAACAACAAGAGCUACAAGCAAGGCAGCAGCAGCAGCAGAAACAGUAA
Messenger RNA from Eupeodes corollae, 1038 nucleotides. RefSeq lists its product as uncharacterized. The record is from RefSeq and is a predicted model, not a curated record. The coding region runs from base 1 to 1038 and encodes 345 amino acids. Lineage: Eukaryota; Metazoa; Arthropoda; Insecta; Diptera; Syrphidae. The transcript has 3 exons.